CACUGGCGCCACUUGCCAGCUGAUGAGGAGGCGCUAGGACGCAGGAUAUAAGCGCUUUUCGGCCGGAACACUGCCCGAUUUCAGGAGACGAGGCAGAGACAGCAGGAGGAAUAAAUUAAGUCUGAUUUUAAGCGAUCUGGAAAUGGAGACUGACUACCAGAACUACGUAGAGUCGCUGUCGGGCGUGUCCUCCGACGAGGACGACUUCUCUACGGUGGACAGCUCCGAUGAGUCCUCGGAGGAGCCGACUCCCACGCCAUCAUCGGUCCCAAGGACACGGAAUCUGGUGCAGAUGCUCUACGACAGGGAGCGCACAGGAUUCUUCUCAGGCUCCUCCAGGGCUGGCCAAAAGCAACAGCUUCCUUACGACAGAGUGCCAAAUAGGUUAAAGCUAUACCUCAAGGAUGUGUUGGCCAGCAGUUUGAUGGAGGGGCACAUAUUCAUGGGCCUCACUGCUUGCGGCCAGUACAUGCUCAGCCAUCGGGUGGUGUGCAAUGACAGCUCCUCACUCAAUCACUACUCCUUCAACAUGGGCUAUAAGUACACUCUGUACUUCUGGCUAUUCCAACCUCACAAGAGACUGCGCCACUUUUUCUCGCGCCGCCUCUUUGACGAUCAUUUGGUGGAUAAUAUAAAGACUGUAACUAUGACGCAGUGGAAGAACACGCAGCACCAGAUUCUAGUUGUUCAUGGGGCUGCUACGGAAGAGGGAGAAGAUAGCUAUAUCACAUAUGUCAAAGUUCCUAAACUGGGUUGUUUGGAGUGCAAGAAACUCAACGACGAUGGUCCAUAUUCCUUUUACAAUGCGCACUGCCUGAACUGCCACUUAACGGUGCACACCAAAUACUCAUCGACUGAAACGGAUCCGGCAUUCGAGCCGAAGAUCAAUCUGCUUUGCCCGGAGCGUAUUCUGAUCAUCUCCAAUGGAUUUAUGCACAUGCUGCGCAUCGAUGUAGACACGCAGGCCGUGACCUCGGGCAGCAACUACCUUUCCCAGCAGAACCUUAUCCUGCCCACUCUUCAAGCGCAACCGCAGUCGCAAACGCAAUCCUUUUUACUUCCUAGGUCUCUUAUGGCCAGCGAGGAGGACCGCUCAUCGGGGGUCUUUACACCAUCCGGAUCGGAGGCGGAAUCCGGAAAUGAGCAAAGCGUAGUUGCCCGCAUCAUAGCCGACUUUAGCGACAUUGAAACCGAGCAAACACAUCGCUCCAGCCAGCCCAGUAGCACCCAUAGCAUUAACAAUAAUGAAAUGCAGUCCAGGGGCAAUGUCUGCUGUUCGCCAAAGACAUACGAAAAACUAAUUUUCACACCACACUGCAGUCCCACUGUGGUUACGGGUUUGAAUAGCAUGACUCUGCCGGAGACCACACUGCCGGUCACAAAGCCCCUUGCCAAUGAAGCUAGUCCGCCGCGGAGGCGCAACCAGCGGAUAGUCACCAAGUUCCGUAACGGCAUCACUACCAUAGAUUUACAGAGCCCGCCCAGUUCCAGCUCAAUGACGGACAAAUCAAAUGCCUAUGAGUUCUCAGAAGACAAUGAAAAGUACGAAAAGAUCUCUACUUUCCGCAAACGACGUUUGGCAGAGAAAAAGUACGAGUUCUCGGAGGACAACUCUGAGAAUAUUAUACCUUUCACCAAGGUGCGCUUGGCGGUACGUGCAUUCAAUGCCUCGACCGCCAGUUCCUCGGCUCGCAGCUUUCAUCGCUUCUCACCCACGGCGCACUUCUUUCACAACUCGCCCUGCGCCUCGCCCUCCUCAUCGCCACAUCCCUCCCAGCCGGCGCAGACGCCCCCGCAUCUGGGAUUUCGUUCACCACCCUCCAGUUCCAUGCUGAUGCGUUCGCCCAGCCGCAAUGCCAACUCGGCUCAGAUUUUCAACCAAAAAUCGCCGCCAUUAUCACAGGCCACGCAGCAAAUGCUAAGCUAUAAGCCAGUGGGGCCGCUAGGAGCCCUCUCGCCACUGCAAGUGUCGUUGGCUAAGCGUUUUGAAAUAGGUGGCUCCAUGUCUCCAAAUGCCGGUUUGUCCUUUUUGUCACCAAGACGCGAUGAGCCUAGGAUUGUGGAGAUGCCAGUGCAGGGCGGUGUGAUGCCUGAGAAACCCGUGUGCACCAAGAAGCUAAGACGACGUUAUGUGGAGGAGGACGAUGCAACCUCGGUCAUCACCAGCGAAGAGGACGAUUGCAUAUCGCCAGGCUACCACACCUCGCUGCCAAUGGAAGUGCAUGGAUCCUGUUACUCGGAGAUGCAGAUGAUCUCACAGGCCUCGUAUCAGCGGCUGCGCUGUAGCAGCGUUGUAAUCACUCAGCAUUCUUUCGACCUGGAGACCUUCACUUACUAUGUGAUCAGCCUGCUGUGCCAGAAACACCAGAAGAUCUACAACGUGUUCUACGACUGGGCGUACGAGGUGAUCAACGUGUGUCCACUGAGUCAGACGAUCGGCUGCACGCUAAUGGCUCAGUUCUCGGCGCGCGAUCAGCCGCUGGCAAUUUGUUUGCACUGCACCGGACGCAUGGACUGCCCGUUCCACAACAGACAGUACGAGUGCCGCAUACUGUUUACGUGGAACAUGGAGAGCGGUCAGUGGCAGGUUCUCGACUAUGGCGAGCUAAAGGAGGUGCCCGAGCAAUUCAGCCCGCUAAAGCGGCUGGGUAAGGCUCGACUAACGUUUGCCCAGAUGGCCAGGAAGAUGGGCCAGGAAAUGGCCGUCGGUGUGGGCCUCAACUUGCCCGACUACACCUCGAACCUACGGGUGCUCAACUCAGAUAUCCGAAAAUCCAAGAUGUACAUCAGUGAUCUCGACAACAUGGUGGAGUUCCACUUGAAACGCACACACCAGGAGACGCUGUGAGCACAAUGUUUCCUGGCCACAUAUGUAUACACACUGGUUGAUAAAAUGGUUGCUUCCAUUACAAUAAGAGCUGGCAAAUUUCGAUUGUAUUGAACAACACAUUUUAAUAUUUGAUCACCUUAAAUCACCUUAUGAUAAACCCGAAGUUACAAAUAUUCGUAACAAUGAACUCUGAAAUAUGACAGCUCUUAUACUAAUGGAAACCAUUAAUUAAAACAGUUUUAUUAGUUUGUAAAACUCGCUAAGGUUGCGUGCAUCUAGUUCAGUUCUAAACACAAACAACGUGUGCUGUAUUUAGUAUUUAGUUACCUUUACCUUAAUUAGUGCAACGAAACGCUUUUUCAAAAGGUUGAAACGCGUCCUAAUUUCGACUGAAGUCAUUUAAGUAAUCUACAAUCUAGUUUUAAGAACGGAGCUCGACUCCCCUGCCCUGCUCAUACUUACACACAAUAUACUUUUGAUAUUCGAGACUUCGAUUCAACUAUUAGCUAUAAUAUUAGUUAGAAACUCAUUUCGAACUGCGGUACUAGUAAUUAAAGUAUCCAUUUAGUUAGUGAAACCCCCGUUUAACAGGCGAGUGGUAAAUAUACAGUUAUAAUCAAACUUUGGAACUAUGUUUCAACCUAAUAUUAAACAUUUAAAAUAUAUUUCAAGAUAUUGUUUAGCCAGACUCAACUUAUGGCAAAUAUAAGACAUCCCAGUAACCUAA
This is a messenger RNA of Drosophila suzukii, 3557 nucleotides long. RefSeq lists its product as uncharacterized. Gene Ontology annotation, cellular component: Cul4-RING E3 ubiquitin ligase complex. The record is from RefSeq and is a predicted model, not a curated record. NCBI's taxonomy places the organism in Eukaryota, Metazoa, Arthropoda, Insecta, Diptera, Drosophilidae. Gene Ontology annotation, biological process: protein ubiquitination.